Messenger RNA from Prorocentrum cordatum, 2201 nucleotides. NCBI's taxonomy places the organism in Eukaryota, Dinophyceae, Prorocentrales, Prorocentraceae. The record is from the annotation of a GenBank genome assembly.
AAGCCAUGUUGGCCCCAGGGGCCACUCCGGCCUGAGCCCGCCUGGCCUGGCGCGCCGCCCAGCCCCCCUCCCAGGGCCCCCUCCUGCGGCGCCGACCGAUGGGGAGCCGCUUGGGCCAUGCGCCCGCCUCGGCCCCCGCGUGCCGCGACGGAGCCGCGGGCAUCCGGGCCGGCACCCUCCUGGCGCCGGGCGGGGCACGCGUGCAUCGCGCUCUACGGCCUGCUGGUCCUGCUCCUGCCGCUGCAGCGGAGCGCGCGCGGCGAGGCCGCCCUGCCGUCCAGGCUCAGUGAGCGGGAGCCCUCUGAGAAUCGAAGAACAGGGCGGGGGCGGGUGGACCGGUGCCUUCGGCCGGGGGCCCGCCGCGCGCCGCGGCGGCGGCGGCCGGGGAGGCCGCGGAGGACCUGCCGCCGGCGAGGCCGCGGAGGCUCGGCCCGGUCUGCGCGCCGCGCCCGAGCACCCCAACGUUAGUCGGCCGGGGGGAGCCAGCGUGACGCGGGCGCCGCCGGCUGCCGCGGAGGCCCCCGCGGCUUCAGCCGCCAGCGUCAUCAAACGGCACGGCAGGCCCUGCAGGCGGCCUGGCUGCGGUGCCGGGAGACCCCGCCGAAGGAGCGAGCGACUUGGCUGCAGCUUCGGCGCCCCCCGACGCCCGCGCCGGCCAGAUCCCGGCGUCAGCACCUGCUGAUCCUGAUGCAGUGCCGCAGGCGUGCACCAAGUCCAACUCCAGCGACCCAGCAGUUUGUCAGAAAACACGCGGGUGCUUGUGGCACUUGGGGGCAUGUGUCAGGGCGGCACGGGUGCCCGCAGCAGACCCCCAGACGACGUGCAACGACGGUUUCCGGGCGGUGACAUGUUUUGAUCCAUCUAAGUGUUCUGAUGGCGUCGGUGGUCCAACGCCUGACUCUCGGUGGGCAUUUGUUUACACGCACUCCCUGGAAAUUGCAUUUGAUGGGCUCAAGAACGAGACUCUGCUGCCCCUAGUAAGGUAUGCCCAAAAACUACAGAACACCGAUGUGGUACUCGUAGUUCCUAAGAAAGGGGCGCCUCUGUACAAUGUCCACUCCAGUCCUCCUCAAAAGCGUAGAGGACGGCACGCAUCAGGCCUAACCGACGAGCAGAAGGUCGGUCUGGCAAGACAAAGUGUGCGUGUCUAUGAGGUCAACUUUCUUUACCCACCUGACAUGAGAUUUGAAGGGAAAGCCGCAAAGUGUUUGGGCAAGGAUAUGUUCCGAAUUCACGUGUUUGGCCUGGAAGAGUACGCCGCGGUGGCUUAUUUCGACACCGACACGCAACUGACCGGGAGGGGUGACUUCAGCCAGGUUAUGCGGUGCGCUGCCUCGAAGAGCAUGUUCAUCAGUACCAGUGGGCCGAUGAGCCCACUGAACUUAGGCUUCAUGGCCUUCAGGCCGAGCAGGCUCCUGAAGGAGGCGGCCGUUCGGCUCGCCCAGCUCGCGAACUUCAACAUGGUGACCGGCUGGGGCAACGCGGGGUUCGCACCCACCAACAGGUGGUUCACCGGCGCGGAGUGCGGCCAGGGCUUCGUGCACACCCUGCUAUACAAGACCGCCUCUGCUGCGGUUCUGCAGGCCGUAAGGGAGACUGGGGCGUUGCUGCCGACAGCCGUGCAGGUGGACCGCUGCGUCUGGAAUCACCAGCACGAUGGCCCGUGCAAAAAUGGCGGAUGUUCCAACAUCCGACUGAUACACAAGGAAGGUUGGUCCAAGUGCAAGAAGAUGAACGUCUCCGAGUUGUCCGCCCGCAGGCUUGCCGAGCGAUUCAGGUGUUUCGAGGGCGUGGGGAGCGACAGCUUGGACGACGAUGCGGGGCACGACGAUGAGCACAUUGCUACAAUCGCGGAGGCCAUCGUGCAAGGUGCCGCGUGAGUGAGCCGCCCGUCUUCUGCAGGGAUGUUGGCCCCUCUUCCUGUUCCUCUUCGCCCGCCCGCUCGCUCGCUCGCUUCACGGCGGCCUGCUGCUGACCCACGCAGGAGGAGUGCGCGUUGGUGUGGCACUUGCCCACGGACACCCUGCCGAAGCAAGGCAGCACGACCGCGGCGGCUCUCGUGAGCCCCACGACCUGUGAGAUCACCAGUCUUGGAGAAAACAGCACGUCACGAGCCACUGCGCCGAGCCGCUUGUUGCCCACCCCUUCCUGCUGCGGAGUUGGGUUCCCGUUUUGGAGCACCGCUGCCUCCUCCUGAUUCC